AUACAUUUCAUCAUGCUGAAAUCAAAGAGCAAAGCUGAUAAGACGGAAAAGGUUCUGGCGGCGGAGAAAGAGCAGUUUGGAAAACAGCAGCUCCACAGCAUCACCAAGACCCUCACCGCGGCCGAAACCCCACUCAAAGAAAAAUAUGCAAGGAACAUCAUCCUGGGCACACACAAGGAGAGUGGCGCCACCACCUUCAUGUCCUACUGCCAGAACCUGCCUCUGUCCAGCAGCUCUGUGAUCAGCUGGAAGUACUGCUACAUGCUGCACAAGGUGCUCAGGGACGGACACCCCAACGCUGUUCGAGACUGCAACAGAAGGUCUCGCAAUGUCCGAGAUAUGGGCAUUCUGUGGGGAAACCUUCAUGACCGAUAUGGACACCUUGUGGCUUUGUCCGCCAAGUACCUCUGUCUCAAAAUGGAGUUUCACGUCAAGCACAAGUGUAUCCCAGGCAACCUGGAGGCCAGCGACGAGGCUGUGGAGAGAGAAGCAGGAAGUGACAAGAACCAAGUGUUAGACAUGACUCAGGAACUACUGGAAUACCUGGAUAAUGGGCUGAAAUUUGCUGACACAGUGCUGCGUCAGGUGGACGCUAUCGGGGCUAAGUCCACCACCGCCUCUGGCCAGUGCCGACUGGCCCCCCUUAUCCCCGUCAUCCUGGACUCCAGCUUCCUUUACCACUUCUCCGUCAUACUGCUCUUCAAACUCCACAGCCGUAUUUCACCGGAUUCUCUUCUUGGACACAGAGAGAGAUUUCGGGAUCUUUUCACAAGUCUCACAGAGUUCUACAACCGGACUAGAGAAAUUGAGUUCUUUAAAACCAUAAUUCAGAUCCCAGACCUACCAGACUCCCCCCCGAACUUCCUGCGUGCCGCCGCGUUUGCCGAGUACAAGCGACCCGUGGUUGUCGUGGGCGACGGGGAGCCCCAUGAGGAGGAGGAGGCGGGGGGGCAACCAGAGCCCCGGGACGCGCCCCAGAACCAGCAGUACUACUCCGUCAACCAGUACGGCCUCCCCGAGGCACAGGAGCAGAGGGAGACCGAGAUCCUGAGGAAGGAGCUGCUGGUCCUGAAACCAGAGCUACAGCUCAUCAAGACCGAGGCCCAGAGGUGUGUGAUGGAGCUGAAGGGCCAGGUGAACCGGCUGGAGGCCCAGCUGGAGGAGCAGACCACCCACAAGCAGAUGGCCCUGGUGGGCAACGAGCAGCUGAGGAUGGAGGUGGAGGCGCUGCGCUGCACGGGCGUGGCCAACGCCGGCGCCCAGGUGGGCUACAAGGAGGCCGACACCAGGGCCCAAGCAGCAGAGAUGCGCUUCUCUCAACUGAAGGAGCGACAUGCAGAGCUGGUAACCAGUCAUGCAGACCUCAUGAAGAAGAAUGCAGAGACGGUUAGGGUGCUGUCAGGUAUGAAAAACGACAAAGACGACAUGCAAAUCACUAAACAGCAGGUGUCUAAUGAGUUGGAUCGCAUCCGGCAGGAAAACAGAGCACAGAUGGAGAAACAGCAGCAGGAGAUGGAGCGGAUGAGGAAUGAUCUGUUGGCGCAAAAAGCAGAACUGGAUCAUGCUCGGAGCGCUCUGGGGCAGAAGGAAAUGGAAGGGUCCCAGCUGAGCGGCCUGCUGGCCGGGCUCCAGGCCGAGAGGGACAUGCUGCUCCGCUCGGCCAGCGACAAGGACGCAGAGCUCAGCUCUCUCAGGCAGCAGGCCCACUCCCUGCAGAGCUCCCUCGACCAGGAGAGAGACCGCCACAGCAGGGAGAUGGAGGCUCUGAGGGCUCAGCUGCAGCAGCAGCUGGCCAUCAACGCAGAGCAGAAGCUGGAGAUCGACAGGCUGAGGCGAGAGCUGGACCAGGCCCGCAUGCAGGCGUCCAACGCCAGCACCGCCCUGCAGACCAAAGAGAUGGUGGGGUCCCAGCUGAGCGGCACCCUGGCGGGCCUGCAGGCGGAGAGGGAGGUGCUCCUGCGCUCGGUGCGGGACAAGGACUCGGAGCUGGCCUCCCUCCGGCAGCAGAGCCAGCUCCAGCAGAGCUCCCUGGACCAGCACCGGCAGAUGGCCGGCAUGGAGCUGGGGAGCCUGCAGGCACAGCUGCAGCAGCAGGCGUGCCGGGAGGGGGAGCUGACCAGGAAGCUGCAGGAGGAGCAGUUCUGCCUGCUGCAGUGCGCCGUGGUGGAGGCGGAGGGCAUCGUCCUGGACGCCAUGGCCAAGAUCGACGACCCCAUCCACGUCCGCUGCACCAGCUCCCCUGACUACCUGGUGAGCAGAGCUGAGGUGGCGCUGGGCUCCAUAGACAAGAUGCACCAGAACCAGCUGGUCUACAUGGGGAACAUGAGCGAUGCCAGUGGUCUACUUAGAGCCGUCACCCAGUUCUCCCACCUGGCAGCGGACACCAUCGUCAAUGGAGCCGCAGCCUCCCACUCUGCACCCACUGACCACGCUGACCGUCUGACGGACGGCUGCCGGGACUGCUCCGCCCACUGCCUGCAGUUCCUGAAGGAGCUGAAGCUGCAGAGCACCCUGCCGCGCGCCGACCCCACCGCCAUGCGCUACGCCGUCCAGAGGAUCCUCGCCCUGGGACAGGAGCUGCAGCCCAGAGGGAGAGACGUGCUGAAGGAGGAGAUGGGCGACAUGGUGGACAAGGAGAUGGUGGCCACCUCCACCGCCAUAGAGGAGGCCGUGCUGCGCAUGGACGAGAUAAUGAGCCAGGCCAGACGAGAUACGACCGGAAUAAAACUAGAAGUCAACCAGAGUAUUCUUGGGUCCUGUUCGGAUCUGAUGAAGGCCAUUCAUAUGCUGGUGACGGCUGCGACCGACCUGCAGAAGGACAUUGUGGAGAGUGGAAGGGGGGCAGCAUCUGCAGAUGAAUUCUACGCCAAGAACUCCCGCUGGACCGAGGGUCUGAUCUCAGCCUCCAAGGCCGUCGGCUGGGGGGCCACCCAAAUACUAGAGUCGGCCGACCGAGUCGUGUCGCACAACGGUAAAUACGAGGAGCUCAUCGCCUGUUCACAUGAGAUCGCAGCCAGCACUGCCCAGCUGGUGGCGUCUUCCAAGGUGAAGGCGGACCGCAACAACAAGAAGCUGUACACUCUGCAGCAGGCGUCCAGACACGUCAACGACAUGACCGCCGUCGUGGUUACCUCCACCAAGCACGGACAGCAGCAGGUCACGGAAAAAGGUGAGCGGGCCGUGCUUAACACACAGCAGCACCAAUGCUAGGAUGAGUACGAUAUAAAGUACUGUGUCAUGUUCCUAACAUUUCAAAUCUUUUGU
Messenger RNA from Gadus chalcogrammus (walleye pollock), 3264 nucleotides. Its product is annotated as huntingtin-interacting protein 1-related protein-like. The record is from RefSeq and is a predicted model, not a curated record. Gene Ontology annotation, cellular component: actin cortical patch; clathrin-coated vesicle. The coding region runs from base 13 to 3210 and encodes 1065 amino acids. NCBI's taxonomy places the organism in Eukaryota, Metazoa, Chordata, Actinopteri, Gadiformes, Gadidae. Gene Ontology annotation, molecular function: phosphatidylinositol-3,5-bisphosphate binding; clathrin light chain binding; phosphatidylinositol-3,4-bisphosphate binding. Gene Ontology annotation, biological process: clathrin coat assembly; endocytosis; actin filament organization. The transcript has 30 exons.